GGCUGCGAGUCUCCAGGUGUCCCGCGCUCUCGUCCGCUGCUCGAGUUCGCUGUUCGCCUCUCUGCCCCGGUGCGCUCGCCUCCGACUCGAAAUGCCAGUCUGGGGAGGGGGAAACAAGUGCGGGGCCUGCGCCAGAACCGUGUACCACGCCGAGGAGGUGCAAUGUGAUGGCAGGAGCUUCCACCGCUGCUGCUUUCUGUGCAUGGUUUGCAGGAAAAAUUUAGACAGCACAACAGUGGCAAUUCAUGAUGAAGAGAUCUACUGCAAAUCCUGCUAUGGGAAGAAGUAUGGGCCAAAAGGCUAUGGAUACGGCCAGGGCGCUGGCACUCUCAACAUGGACCGUGGCGAGCGGCUGGGCAUCAAGCCUGAGAGCGUUCAACCUCACAGGCCUACGACAAGUCCAAACACUUCCAAAUUUGCUCAGAAAUUUGGAGGUGCUGAGAAGUGUUCCAGAUGUGGGGAUUCUGUAUAUGCUGCUGAGAAGAUCAUUGGAGCUGGAAAGCCCUGGCACAAAAACUGUUUCCGAUGUGCCAAGUGUGGGAAGAGUCUGGAAUCAACAACUCUGACAGAGAAAGAGGGUGAAAUCUAUUGUAAAGGAUGUUAUGCAAAGAACUUUGGGCCCAAGGGAUUUGGCUAUGGCCAGGGAGCAGGAGCCCUUGUCCAUGCUCAGUAAAGGUGCAACUCGAAACUCACAUCACACUGAGAAUCUUUUCAUGACAUAGACACAGUCUUAACACUAAACUACUGUGAAACUCUGCAAGCAUUAAGUACUGUACGUGACCCUGUACUUGGUUCUGCUGGAUAAUUUGUAUGAGAGCAUUAUAUCUUUUCUCUUUAUUCAAAAGAAUUUUCAAGAACCAUUUCUUUUACAUUUUAAAUAAAAUUUUGGUUUGUUUUUUUAAUGUUUUAAUUAACCUUUUGGGAUAACUGCUAUGAUUUCAGUUAGUGAGAAAUCACUGCGCUCUCCUUACCCUCAUUUGCAUUGUUAAAGACAAUCAACCCUUCUGCCCAAUUAUGCUCUGGGCUGAUGUUCACAUACAGGUGCCCACAAGAAUAUCUCUUUUAAACUGGUGCCACGGGCGCCAGGCAUCACCUUUCCGCACUUCAGAGCUGGCAUUCCGCUGUAAUCAUCCCUGUCCUUCCAGCCUGCUGGUUAACUCUUCUCAGUUGGAACAGUUUCUGAAGUGUGCAUUAGACAUCUGAGAUUACUCCAAAACAGAUUUACAAGCUCCUCUUCAAACCUCUAGAGCCAGGUUGGGCCAUUAAAAGCCCUUUCAAUAUAUCCCUCAGAAAAACCAACUACCUCAGAAAACAGAUUCUUUGGAUUUAUCUUUUCUUACAGAUCACCACAGACAACUAGAAUCUGAGGUUUAUCACGAUGCUUUUUAGAAACUCCUGUCUAAUCAGAUGUUGACUCAAAUCCUGGAAGCUGAAGCGCUUUUUUUCAUAUUACAACUCUAAGUGGCAAAGAAUAUUGUGUUGUAUGGGUCCAUUCAGCUGCCUCAGGCAGAAAAGGGGCAUCAUUACAUGAACAAGGACUAUUUUCAUUACACACUCCACCCCUCCCACACCCUGCAAGUGGUCUGUACUGUAUGUUAACAGGAAUUAAACCAGCCUGACCAUGGAUGUGG
Octodon degus (degu) is the source of this 1631-nucleotide messenger RNA. It is a transcript of the gene Csrp2, whose product is annotated as cysteine and glycine rich protein 2. NCBI's taxonomy places the organism in Eukaryota, Metazoa, Chordata, Mammalia, Rodentia, Octodontidae. Gene Ontology annotation, molecular function: structural constituent of muscle; actinin binding. Gene Ontology annotation, cellular component: cytoplasm; nucleus; Z disc. The coding region runs from base 92 to 673 and encodes 193 amino acids. The record is from RefSeq and is a predicted model, not a curated record. Gene Ontology annotation, biological process: muscle tissue development; sarcomere organization. The transcript has 6 exons.